UAAACGCGUAACAUAAAGAAAAAUAUUGAAGACGAUUUUGGCAAACUGUAUUUUGCGCAGUACUUUGCAUUCAUCACGAAGGAACAGCAUGAAUUUUCAAAACGUAAAUCCUCUAAACGUUCAGUUAAACAUGCUCUCGGGCAAUUUGUUACCGAUGACUAGCAACGAUUCCCUGUUUCCUGCAGUGUGGAGAAUAUAUAGCGCUAUUAUAUGGCUGAUCGAAGUGAUCCAAACCAGCGCAAUAAUUCCUGGUGUCAUGUUCGUGCCCAAAGAUAAAGCUCUGCAAGACGCAACGGUUGGUAUUGUUGUCACCAUAGAAGUAAUUUUCUUGCUCAGGCGAAUGCAUGUGCACAGAUUGUUUUUGAAUCAACUAAUACGCAAGCUAAAUGAUAUUCUGUGCGCGGAGGACGAGACCAUGAAGAUUAUCGUGAAAUCAACUUUAAAGCCGGUACAGACUCCGCUCAAGUUUUACUGCAUAGCAGGAACUGGAUCCAUAAUAGUGUGGUGCUGCCUAUCUUUCGCGUUGGUUUUCAAAAAGAAACAUUUUCUCUAUGAAGAUUAUAGACUACCGAUUGUUCUUUCGAGGCAACCAUUUUCGACAGAAAUUUUCCUAUUGGGAAACUUUAUCGCAUCUGUCGCCAGUGUGUACAUGUUUAUAAAGAAGGUCGCUUUGGACGUCUACAUGAUAAAUCUUAUUUUACUGAUAACAGCGCAGUACCGCUACAUCGCCGCAAAACUUGCAAUACUAUUUUGCGAAGACACUUUACGAAAUAAAUCUGAAAAAACAAGUACUUUUCUUGCAGAUUCGUUAGAGAGAGAAAUAAAAGCGUUAUGUCGACAUCAUAAUGUUGUAAUUCAAAUGACUUUAAUGCUAAAGAAAUUAUUAUCUGUAAACAUGAGUUUAUUAUAUUUGACGAAUAUUUUUAUUUUUUGCUUUCUUGCCAUCAUGCUGAUAAGUAUAUUAUCAAAGGCUACCUUAGAAGCAGUCAUGGUCAUCAUGUACAUAUCCGGCGGAUUAGUACAGCUUUAUAUUCUAUGCUUGUGCGUUCACCAAUUAUUAGAUGCGAGUACAGAAUUAACGAAUAAAGCGUUCCAUGGAAAGUGGUACCAAUUUGAACCAUCACUGAAAUACGUAUUUAUGAUGAUGAUAAUAUCCAACAAUUUAGAGUGCAAACUUUCGACAUUUAAAAAAUUUAAUUUGUCUCUUCCUUCCUUCAUGACGAUUUUAAAUCAAUCGUACUCGUUUGCUCUUUUAUUUUUAAGAAUAAAAUAA
This is a messenger RNA of Formica exsecta, 1273 nucleotides long. RefSeq lists its product as uncharacterized. The record is from RefSeq and is a predicted model, not a curated record. Gene Ontology annotation, biological process: sensory perception of smell; detection of chemical stimulus involved in sensory perception of smell. The coding region runs from base 89 to 1273 and encodes 394 amino acids. Gene Ontology annotation, cellular component: plasma membrane. Gene Ontology annotation, molecular function: odorant binding; olfactory receptor activity. Lineage: Eukaryota; Metazoa; Arthropoda; Insecta; Hymenoptera; Formicidae. The transcript is spliced from 5 exons.